Molecule: messenger RNA, 1916 nt
Organism: Mercenaria mercenaria
Lineage: Eukaryota; Metazoa; Mollusca; Bivalvia; Venerida; Veneridae
Product: carbohydrate sulfotransferase 1-like
Exons: 7
Coding region: 47-1216 (389 amino acids)
Biological process (GO): N-acetylglucosamine metabolic process; sulfur compound metabolic process
Molecular function (GO): N-acetylglucosamine 6-O-sulfotransferase activity
Source: RefSeq, a predicted model, not a curated record
UUUUAUUCGUAGAUAAACGAGGUUUUCAAGACUAAAAACGUAUAGAAUGUGUGGAUGUCAUUACAGAAUAUUCUACAGAAAAAAAUACAAGCUCCUGAUAGCUGUAUUAUGUUCAGCAAUAAUAUGUUUGCACCUACGAAAUGCAUUAGAUAAGUACCAAAAACAUAGUAUGGAUAGACCUAGCAUAAUCAGACAAAGUGUUCAGAUAAAAAAGUACGACGUUCUGCUCAGCAGCUACAUGAGAAGCGGUAGUACAUUAAUGGGUAUUAUUCUAGGCUGGAGAAAAGAUGCGUUCUAUCUAUAUGAACCUCUCUGGAAGAUAUCAAUGUGGUCUUACUGGCAUGGAAACGAGACAGUGUGUCGGUCUAAUCGUUUUGACUGCAGAAAGGUAGCAUCUUGGGAGGCAGUUCAGGACAAAGACAGUCCGGCCACUGGUUCGUUAGUUACUGCAAUGAAGAUACUAAAAGACAUCUAUGACUGUCAGUUUAACGACUUUGCAACGACAGUUUUUCAUCAAAACGUAACUGCUAUAUAUGGAGGUCCGAGUUGGAGUCAGACGAUUCCUUGCAAUGGACACAAGAGGAAUAAUAUCGCGUGUCUACAAAAGUAUAUUCCUGAAAAAUGUAAGAACGCUACUCAUCGUGUAGCAAAAGUACUGAGGCUGUCAACGGAUCUUCUCGAAGAUAUACUCCGCGCACGUGAAAACCUGAAGGUCAUUCAUCUGUUUAGAGAUCCAAGGGCAAUCAUCAAUUCAAGAAUUAAGACGCGUUGGUACCCAGCUAGUAAAGAAAAUGAGAUUAUUGAGGUCGCAAAAUCUUUGUGCUAUAAAAUGCUGUAUGACUUUCAAGAAGGUCAAAAACUUCUAAAAUUGUUCCCAGAUAGAUUUAAGUUUAUUUACUAUGAAGAUUUAAACGAAAAUCCAUUCAAUAAAUCGGAGGAAUUAUUCAAAUAUUUGGGUAUGGAUUUAGAUAAACAUAAAUACCCGGAAUUGCGUAACUUAACUGCAUUUAGCAAUGUCACGACUCGAACUGAACGUAUGAAAAACACAGCAUUCUGGUGGAGAAAGUCUUUAAAGUGGGACAUUCUGCAGAAAAUUGACCCUGUAUGUAAAAAUGUCUAUACAAAACUAGGGUAUAAAUGUUUCACAAAUUUGCAAGAAUAUAACAACCUUUCAAUUGCAAGUGUUAAUAUACCAAAAACACAUUUAAUCGUGUAGUUAUUAGACAAUUUAUUCCGUCUGAUAAUUUGAUCGUUAAAUAUCCAUCUGAAGUGAGAUUGCUACAGUAUAUACUAUUUUCAAUAUCAUAAUGAUCCGUUUUAUUAUUGUCUUGCAUGAAAGUAUAUGAAUUAUCAUAUCGACCGAAUGACAACAAUAGUGCUAUUAUCGUAGCUGAAGAAAAGGGAAACAAAAUCUUAACACUCAUAUUGGUUGAUCUUUUUUAUAAGUAUGUAUAUCCAUCCACUUAGUUUAACAGAAAUAAUAAAAAUCUACGUAUAUCGGAAUCGUGAGGAUGUUCCCACGGCAAGGCGCAUGUUUUCCUGGAAUAAUGAUUGAAAACGUUAAAUCAGAAACAAUAGACUGUAUAAACUCCUGAAUAAUAGUAGGAAGUUACCAAGUACUUGAGGAAAACAGGUGGCACACUAGGCUAUCGUAUUUGUUUGGCACAUGAUGCUAAGUUCGACGCAGGAUCGGUACAUUGUACAUUGAUUUAGUGAGGUUGAUAUUCUCCUCAAUUUGGUCUAUAAAAAUGAAUACUCGGGAAAAUCACAAAACUUGUUUAUUCAUUCAAUAAAACUGAUUUAAAGUCCAAAGAAUAUUCAAAUAAAAUGGAAAACGGUGAAGUUAAAAAAUGACCUUAAGCUUAUUUCAGCAAUCACGAAACUUAUAGCCACAUUUGUUUGUGAAAUGUCUUAAA